This is a messenger RNA of Cyphellophora attinorum, 930 nucleotides long. Its product is annotated as Flap endonuclease-like protein. Lineage: Eukaryota; Fungi; Ascomycota; Eurotiomycetes; Chaetothyriales; Cyphellophoraceae. The coding region runs from base 1 to 930 and encodes 309 amino acids. Gene Ontology annotation, molecular function: 5'-flap endonuclease activity; crossover junction DNA endonuclease activity. The transcript has 2 exons. The record is from RefSeq and is a predicted model, not a curated record.
AUGGGGAUCCCGGGGGUGUUGAAGGAGAUUGGACGUGGUGACCGGGUAGCCUUGGCUAAGCUGGCCGUCGAGCACCUGGAACGAACGCAACGACCACUCCGUAUAGCGAUAGAUGCAGCCAUAUGGAACUUCCAGACUCAAGCUGGGCAAGGCGGCAAGAACCCUGCCCUUCGAACCUUAUACUAUCGGCUGCUGAGAAUACUGGCACUUCCAAUUCAUCCUCUUUUCGUCUAUGACGGUCCAAACAAGCCACUCAGUAAACGAGGCCAGACAGUGUCCAGGUAUGGGACUUGUCUGGCCAACGAGACUUCGAGGAAGUUGGUGGAGCAGCUACGCUUUCCAUCGCAUUCAGCGCCAGGUGAGGCAGAAGCAGAAUGUGCUCAGCUACAGAAACUUGGUAUCGUCGAUAUGGUCAUGAGCGACGAUGGUGAUGCUGUGAUGUUUGGAUCAAAGCUCACAUUGAGGAACUACUCCAAGGAGGGCGCCCGUGGCAACAAAGAGCCAACCCAUGUCGAUCUGCUUGACUUACGGCAGAUCAAGGAUGGCCCUAAGCUUGAUCCAGAAGGUAUGAUCUUGGUGGCUCUUCUCAGUGGAGGCGACUACGAUCAGCAAGGACUGCCGGGCUUUGGAGUGCACGUGGCCUGCGAUAUUGCUCGAGCAGGGUUCGGCUCAGAUCUCAUUCAUGCUGUGCAGAACAACGACGAAGACGCUUUACAGGAUUGGAGAGAAAGACUGGAGUAUGAGCUGGAAACUAACGAGAGCGGAUACUUCAAGAAACGGCAUAAGACCCUCAAGAUCCCAAAAUCGUUCCCUAAUCGCACUGUGCUAAGUUACUACACCAAUCCCGUCGUUUCAAGUCCGGACACCCUCAAAACAAUGGAAACGAGUGGUCGACAGACUGGCAAGGUAGCAUUAACGUCCAAUCUCUGA